Molecule: messenger RNA, 1827 nt
Organism: Ailuropoda melanoleuca (giant panda)
Lineage: Eukaryota; Metazoa; Chordata; Mammalia; Carnivora; Ursidae
Gene: CYP2D6
Product: cytochrome P450 family 2 subfamily D member 6
Biological process (GO): arachidonate metabolic process; xenobiotic metabolic process
Cellular component (GO): intracellular membrane-bounded organelle; cytoplasm
Molecular function (GO): heme binding; oxidoreductase activity, acting on paired donors, with incorporation or reduction of molecular oxygen, reduced flavin or flavoprotein as one donor, and incorporation of one atom of oxygen; iron ion binding
Source: RefSeq, a predicted model, not a curated record
GGACAGGACUCCCGUGGUUGGUCCUCCCUGCACCUGACUUUCCCUGGCCCCUCCCUGCACCGUCUGGCAGCAGAGCCGGCCCGACAUGUUGACUCCAGGCAGAGGGCAAAGGCCAGUUUCAGCUCCCUUUAGAAAGCGGGGCCGGGCUGGACGAGCUCGCCGAGUGUGGGGAGACCGCCCUGUCUGGCUGGCCUGGGUCCCUGGUGUGGUGGAGGCCACCGGUGUGCCCGAGGAGCACAGCGGGCGCUGAGACAGCCAUGGGGCUGCUGACCAGGGAUCUGCUGGGGCCGCUGGCCAUAGCCUUGGCCGUCUUCCUGCUCCUGCUGGACCUGAUGCAGAGACGCGGGUGCUGGGCUGCCCGCUACCCGCCGGGCCCCACGCCGCUGCCCCUGCUGGGCAACCUGCUGCAGAUGGACUUCCAGAACACACUCGGCUACUUUGACCAGCUGCGGCACCGCUUCGGGAACGUGUUCAGCCUGCAGCUGGCCUGGACGCCCGUGGUUGUGCUCAACGGCCUGGACGCCGUGCGCGAGGCACUCGUGUGCCACAGCGAGGACACAGCCGACCGUCCGCCAAUGCCCAUCUAUGAGCACCUGGGUUUCGGGCCGCACUCCCAAGGGGUGAUCCUGGCGCGCUACGGGCGCGAGUGGCGCGAGCAGCGGCGCUUCUCCUUGUCCAUGCUGCGCAACUUCGGCCUGGGCAAGAGGUCACUGGAGCAGUGGGUGGCCGAGGAGGCCUCGUGCCUCUGUGAAGCCUUCGCCGACCAUGCCGGACGCCCCUUCAGCCCCAGAGCCCUCGUGGAUAAAGCGGUGAGCAACGUGAUCUCUUCCCUCACCUUCGGGCGCCGCUUCGAGUACGACGACCCGCGCUUCCUCAAGCUGCUGGACCGACUGCAGGCGGGAGUGGAGGAGGACCAGGGCUUCCUGCACGAGUUCCUGAACUCCGUCCCCGUGCUCCUGCGCAUCCCUGGGCUGGCCAGCAAGGUCUUCUCGGCACAGAAGGCCCUCAUGGCCCUAACAGAUGAGCUAAUCCAGGAAUGCAGGAUGACCUGGGACCCGACCCAGCCACCCCGAGACCUGACUGACGCCUUCCUGAAUCAGAUAGAAAAGGCCAAGGGGAGCCCCGAGAGCAGCUUCAAUGAUGAGAACCUGCGCAUAGUGAUAUCUGACCUGUUCGCUGCUGGCAUGGUGUCCACCUCAACCACGCUGACCUGGGCCCUCCUGCUCAUGGUCCUGCACCCGGAUGUGCAGCGACGCGUCCAACAGGAGAUAGAUGAGGUGAUAGGGCGGGUGCAGCAACCAGAGAUGGGGAACCAGACCCGCAUGCCCUUCACCAUGGCCGUGGUCCAUGAGGUGCAGCGUUUUGGGGACAUCGUCCCACUGGGCUUGCCCCACAUGACGUCCCGGGACACUGAAGUGCAGGGCUUCCUCAUCCCCAAGGGGACAAGAAUUAUCGCCAACCUAUCAUCAGUGCUGAAGGACGAGAAGAUCUGGAAGAAGCCCUUCCGUUUCUACCCCGAGCACUUCCUGGAUGCCCAGGGCCGAUUCGUCAAGCAGGAGGCCUUCAUGCCCUUCUCCGCAGGCCGCCGUGUCUGCCUCGGGGAGCCCCUGGCCCGCAUGGAGCUCUUGCUCUUCUUCGCCUGGCUCCUGCAGCGCUUCGGCUUCUCGGUGCCUGCCGGGCAGCCGCCCAGCGACCACGGAGUCUGCUCCUUCCUGGUGGCCCCAGCCCCCUACCAGCUCUGUGCCGUGCCUCGCUAGACGGAGGAAGCACCCCCCCCGCUGGUUCCUCAGGGGGCCUCGUGGGCAAUAAACCAGUCGGGUGGCUCCA